GUAACGCGUUGUUUGCAGUUGCGUCGCCAUAUUGUAUAUUUAACGCGGGUUUACUGGCGCGUGUAUGGGCUUUCUGUAACAUUUUCUAUCGAAUUAAAGCGCGUGGAUUAAAAACCGUCGUUGAAUAUCACGCGCAAUGGAUCCGGAAAAAUUGAAAGUGGUCGAAUUAAGGACAGAACUUUCACAGCGUGGACUCGAUACGAAAGGCAUCAAGUCAGUGCUCGUUGAAAGACUUCGUAAAGCAUUACAAGAAGAAAAUGCGAGUCAAGAGGACGAAGGUAGAGCAAAUGUCAAUGCUGAGAACAUACACGACACAGCAAAUCAAGAUAAUGAUGAAAAAUCAGAGUCAGCGAAGGUACCACAGACCCCGAAAAAAUCCAGUAGACUGUCUAAAAGUGCUGUGACAGUAACACCUCGCGAAACUCCUAGCACAAAGAAACGAAGGACCUCUAGGGUUUCUUCAUAUUCCUCUAGGAAACGAACAUCUCCAAAAAAAUCGGAUCAAAAUGAUAUGUCCCGCGAAUCGUCGCCUACAAUAUCAGAACCUGCUUUGCAUGAAGAACCCAUUAUACCAGAGGAACCUAUGCAAGAAGAAAUUUCUUCUCAAGUAGAAAAAUCCGAUUCUUUGGAGAGAAUUGAUGAAGUAGAGGUGAAAGAUCCACUGCUAGAUGCAGAAAAUGAAAGUUCAGAUGUAAAAGAAGUUGUGAAAGAUACAGAUGAAACAAAAAGUAGCAAAGUUGAAGCGGAAAGUACACAAGUACGAAAUGUAAAGUCACCUGCGAAGUCUACGGUCACUGAAAAUUUGUCGCCGAAGAAAUCUGCUGUCAAUGAUAAUUUGUCUCCGAAGAAAUCUACUAUCAAUGAAAAUUUAUCUCCAAAGAAGUCUACUGUCAAUGAAAAUUUGUCUCCAAAGAAAUCUAUCGUCAAUGAAAAUCUAUCUCCGAAGAAGUCUACUGUCAAUGAAAAUUUAUCUCCGAAGAAGUCUACCGUCAAUGAAAAUUUGUCUCCAAAACAGUCUACUGUCAUUGAAAAUUUAUCUCCGAAGAAGUCUACUGUCAAUGAAAAUUUAUCUCCAAAAAGAUCUAUUGUUGCAGAGAAUUUGUCUCCGAAGAAGUUACAAGAAAAUAGAGAUGAAACAGAUAAACAUCAACAGCCUGUAGAGGCUACUUCAAUAAAAGAAGUGGAAUGUACAGAGACAUUGGAAGAGAGUAAACAUAGCGAAGUGAAUGUAAUAAAAAAUGAUGAAUCAGAAACAGUUACAAAAGAAAGUAAUAUAGACAGUGUCGAAGAAAAAAUCAUUGACAAUGACAAAUCAAACGUAGAAACAACGGACAAUGUGCAAACCGUAGAACCUAUUAGUAAUGUUAAGACUAGUGACAUUCCUAAAACAGAUGCAAUAACAGACGAUUUGCUCGAUCAAAAUAUUGAUGACGACGAAGACGAUGAUUCUAAACCUGAAUAUAUUUCGAUUGAAGAUGAAAAUAUGUUAUUAGGUGACGAUAAAGAAACUGAUGAUAUCAGUGAUAAUAAGCAGGAUGAACAGGAUGUAGAAAUGGACGAAGCAAAAGCUGAAGAAGAUACAGAUACAGAUAUGAAGGAUCAAGAUAAGAAUGAUACUGAAGGGGACAGGAAAAGGAAAAGAUCACCCAGUCCUAUCGAAGAGCGCGCAGAUUCACCGGCAAUGGAAAUAGUUGAAAAUGAACCCGAAAUCGAUGAUACUGCUUUGACUUUAUCGUGGUAUGAUUCGGAUUUAAACCUUGUUAUUGACAAAGAGGGAUUUUUUAUGGCUACACCUAUGCAUAAUGAUGGCUUUUUACACAUGUGGGCUGGUGCAAGAGCUUCGUACGGUUUUCUUCAUGGAAAAGUUUAUUAUGAAGCUAAAAUAGUUGAUCUCUGUCCCAUUGAUGCAGAAAACGAGGAAAAUCCGUACAUACUUAGAGUUGGUUGGUCUACUCUGUAUACGUCGAUGCAACUAGGAGAAGAAAAAUUCAGUUUCGGUUACAGUAGUAUUGGAAAGAAAUUGACAAAUAAUCAGUUCGAAGACUAUGGACUUCAGUUUGGCAAAGAUGAUGUUAUCGGAUGUUACCUCGAUGCAACAUCCGAGGAUAACAUUGUUUUAUCUUAUACUGUGAAUGGGAAAGAUCAAGGAUCUGCAUUUAAUAUCAUUAAAGCAGAGCUUUACGACAAGCCAUUGUUUCCGCACAUCCUGAGUAAAAAUUGCAGCUUCGCUUGUAACUUUGGCCAAGAAAGACCGUGGGCCGAAGAAGUUUUGGAGGAUUAUAUUUCAAUUGGCAAUAUGGAUUCUCAAUCAAAAAUCCCUGGUCCACGGAGACCAACCAACAAAGAGGAAUGCGAAGUAAUAAUGAUGUGCGGAUUACCAGCUUGUGGGAAAACAACUUGGGCAACGAUACAUGCUGCUGAACACCCUCACAAAAUGUACAAUAUUCUAGGACUUGGUAGCUUAAUCGACAAAAUCAAAGACGCAGAUUUGUCUCACAAAGAGAACAACAAUGAUCAAUGGGAAGUCCUUGUCGACAAGUGUACACGCGCGUUAGAUAAAUUACUGGAAAUGGCUCCAACUAGAAGGCGCAAUUACAUAUUAGAUCAGGCUAAUGUAUACCCUUCUGCACAAAGACGCAAAAUGAAGACCUUCUGUGGAUAUCAAAGAAAAGCGAUAGUAUUGGUACCAUCUGAAGAAGAAUACAAAUCACGCGUUGUUAAGCACAAACCGGUUGAAGGCAAAGAACUUACUGAAUCAAUGUUGAUGGAAAUGAAAGCAAAGUUUAGAGCUCCGGUCAUCGGCGAGUCUUUUGAUGCAGUCGACUGGAUCGAACUCAGCCGAGAAGAUGGUGACAAAAUUAUAGCAAAGUACAACAAAGAAGCAAAAGAAGCUGGUUAUGGACUGCAACAGAGUAAACGUCCGCGAGUAGAAGAAAGACCAGAGAACUCUCGAGACAAUCGUAACACGCGACACAACCGUGACAACCGUGAUAGAGAUUAUCGCGACAGACGAGGCAACAAUUAUUCAGAUAGAAAUCGAAAUCCUGGCUGGCGAGGCGGUAGCAAUAUGGGUUGGAGAGACAGACCUCAAAGGAGUGGUCAUAUGAGGCACGGAGGAGGAUAUGGUCCAUGGAGAGGACGAGGUGCACCCAUACCGCUUGUACAUCGUGGGAUGGACAGAAGAGGCAAUAUGGAUAGACGAAUGGGGAAUGAUAGAGGUCGAGCAUUGGUUUCCCGGCAGGGUGGUUGGGCUCCAAUGGGAAAUUAUUCAGGAUCACAACAAUCAUGGAAUCAACAAAGCAAUUGGCAGAGUGGUAGUCAGAGCAGUCAAGGAUGGGGGGGACAAAAUAAUUGGGGAUCGCAACAAUGGGGAGGAAGCUGGAAGAGCUACGGACAGAGCUCGUACAAUCAACAGGGUUACGGUAACGGAAGCUGGAAUAGUUGGAAUCAGCAGUAUUACAAUCAGUAUUGGGGCCAACAACAACAGCAGCCACAGCAACAACAGCAGUUGGGCGGUCAGACAACCACAAGUGGUGAUCAAACUGUAAACAAACAAUAAUCCACCGUGAUAAAUGUCACAAGAGUGGAACAGUGAGGCAAACACAGUGGAUAUUGUAAAAACUGCUUUAGCUGGUGAUUCCACAGUAGGAUAUAGUCUCCCUCAAAAACCGUCAGGGGUAUAUGAAAAACAAUAUGCUCCUCGUUCUGGAGUGUCUUCAUUACCAGAGACUGGUUUUGAUCUCACACGCAGAUAAAUGGACAAACUUUUCCACGACAAUAUAUUCACGAUGAUUUGUUCGUAUAUCGAACGAUAUACAAAUUCCAAAGUUAAUGCGGUAUCAUGAAUCAAGCAACAAUCUAGAUUUGUCGCGUGAAGGCACCGUUACACAUGCACCUUCAAACUCAUUUUUGCAUUGGAAAAUGCAAUAUAACGAAUCGAAUUGUAAGCAUUAUGUAAUUAUAAUUUCAGAUUGAUUUUUCUGUUGGAAGAGAAACUUCUUCGUUACAACGCAAAUGAAUUCGGAUUACGUAUGUAUCUUUUUGAACGAACAAAAGGGGGUAAUUUAUAACAGUAUAAACGUCUUGUAACGUCUUAGAACGAUAUGACCUGUUAAGAGAACAAAACGAGCAUUGCAUACGAGUAUACAAUUAAUAUGAGAAUGAUUGAAAUACUUGAAACGGUAUAUCGCUCUCGGAAAAGAAUCGUGUAAAUAUGUACAGAUUUUCAAACGUAUUGCACGGAACGUUUAUUGGAAAUCUAUUUAUACAUGUAUUAAGCGGAGUAUCAUGUAAUAAGGGGAAAAAGAAAAAAAAAUGAAACAGAUCAAAGUUCUCGACAACACACGAGAGUGAUAAUGUAUAAUGAUUUUGUCUUAUCUUUCUAUACUGACGACAGUGUUGUACAAAAAGAGAAUAUCGUGUCACGAAUAAAUUAUUAGACUUGAUUUUUACUUAUCCGCGUUUUAUUAAAUGAGUCGAAUUUUUGCAACGUUUAUAAGAGUAUAUUUCACAUUUUCCGAAUUGAAAGUUCUAUUUUGUAACUGUGUCACGUUGCUCCAUGAUCAAAAAAUAUGCGUUCGUUACCCAACGUACUUUCUCCUUCAUCGUCCUCUUCCUUUUUUUGUCGAGUUGUGCCCCGUUGUCACGUAUUUUAGCCCCCCUGCUCCCCCCAUGCAUUUCAUUUCAUUUUUAUGGCUCUCGGUUGCUCGUUGGAACGAACCCAGUUACCAGCCAAUAGUAGCUAAUCAUUCUAUAUUUUGUUCAUUUCGAUUUUAACAAUGAAAUCGUUCGCUCAUAGUUACAGGAUGAUUGUCUUUUACCUCCUUUUUUUAAAUUUUAUGUACAGCGUAUGAGACUUCGAAUUAAGGUACCUUUCUCAAUCAUAAAACGGUAUACAUUUUAUUCCUGGCAAAAUAUAUUCGAUCAAACGAGUAAAGAUAAUACUGGAAAGACGAUUAAUAUUUCCCGCGGUUUGCUUUCGGCGUGUAGCAAUAAAAUUUGUUAUUAAAGAGAAAAUGAUAAGUGUUGGUUGCAGUUGGAAACUGUUUAGUAUAAUGUCUAGAGACUAAGAGAUCUCAUGAUUGCUGUUUAAGUUCUUUGUUUUGUAUUGUGUAAAUAAUCCAAGAUAUUUAUAUUUAAUGUUUUACGUUCAACGAAUGAGUAGAUUUUUUUCUCAGACGUUCGGUGUGUUUGAUGAAAUAUUUUUUGCCAAGGGUGGUAGUUUGAAAAAGGAUAUGGUAGAAAGAAAUAGAUACGCAGAGGAUAUUACCACGAUUCGAAGUCAGCCACGAUCAAAAUGUACUAAUAAUAACGAGUUAUUGAACAAAAUUAGUUUUCUGUUUUCUCUUCCGGUCGAAUAUAGAAUAAGAGUAUCAGCAAAUUAAUAUUCGUAAUCGGAGAAUUUACUUGUUGACAAAAGUGUACAAACUUAAAUCGUAAAAAUAAAAAAUAUCUUCUAUUUA
This is a messenger RNA of Megalopta genalis, 5462 nucleotides long. RefSeq lists its product as uncharacterized. Lineage: Eukaryota; Metazoa; Arthropoda; Insecta; Hymenoptera; Halictidae. The record is from RefSeq and is a predicted model, not a curated record. Gene Ontology annotation, molecular function: protein binding; RNA binding. Gene Ontology annotation, biological process: alternative mRNA splicing, via spliceosome. Gene Ontology annotation, cellular component: nucleus.